AUGAGCGCGGGCUGGCCGCUGCGGCUGCCGCUGCUGCUGCUGCUGCUGGCCGGGCCCCCCGCGCGGCCCGCGCCCCCGACCUGCUACUCCAGGAUGCUGUCCCUGAGCCGGGAGGUCUCCGGUGACUUCCAGAGCCUGCAGGCAGCGGAGCCCCUGGACACGUGUGUGAGAUACCUGCCCAAGCUGUACCUGGAUAUACACAAUUACUGCGUGCUGGCCAAGCUGCGGGACUUUGUGGCCUCACCCCAGUGCUGGAGAAUGGCCCAGGUCGACGCCUUGAAGGACAAAGUGCGGAAGCUGUACACCAUCAUGAACUUGUACUGCAGGAGAGACUUGGCAUUCCUGUCAGAUGACUGCAGUGCCUUGGAACGCCCAGCCCCAGCGACCACGGCACUGCCAGGUCAUCAGAGCUGAGGCCACCGGACCAGAGAGGGACAAGAGGACAAGUCACGUCAGCGCCCAGACUCAACAAGCUGACGCCCCCCACCCCGUCUCUGUGUCGCCGCAGCAGGGCCCUCGAACCUUUUAAACGGGGGCCAGUUCACUGUCCCUCAGACCGUUGGAGGGCCGGACUAUAGUUAAAAAAAACUAUAAAGAAAUUCCU
Messenger RNA from Microcebus murinus (gray mouse lemur), 604 nucleotides. It is a transcript of the gene CYTL1, whose product is annotated as cytokine like 1. Gene Ontology annotation, biological process: positive regulation of transcription by RNA polymerase II. The record is from RefSeq and is a predicted model, not a curated record. NCBI's taxonomy places the organism in Eukaryota, Metazoa, Chordata, Mammalia, Primates, Cheirogaleidae.